Molecule: messenger RNA, 13359 nt
Organism: Tetrahymena thermophila SB210
Lineage: Eukaryota; Ciliophora; Oligohymenophorea; Hymenostomatida; Tetrahymenidae
Product: bowman-birk serine protease inhibitor family protein
Exons: 49
Molecular function (GO): protein binding
Source: RefSeq, a predicted model, not a curated record
AUGAUUGGAAUUUACACUUGUAUUAAUCUUUUCUUGGUCAUAUUAUAAAUUAAAUCAUAAGACAAACAUUAUUCUGAUUGUAGCAACACUGACCAGAAUGGAUGCGAAUGCAUUGAUUCACAAUAAUCAUAAUUUACGAACUAUUUAGACAAAUAAAUAUGCAUUUGCUAGGAAAAAUAUUAUUAAUUAGACUAGACUUGUCAAAGCUAUCAAGAUAGAGAAUGCGAACUGAAUAAAAAUGAAAUAUGCGGAUAAUAUUAAUAUAUUGAUUUCACCCAAAGAAAAUGUAUUUCAUGUGAUAAUAAUUGUGAAACAUGCUAUGGAGAUUAGCCUAAUAAUUGCUGCACUUGCAAAAAUAACUACUAUCUAUAAUAAUCUUCUUGCAUUUAAUGUUCUGAUAAUUGUUUGGAGUGCACAGGUUAAGAUUCAUGCUCAAAAUGUGCUGAUGGUUAUUAUCUGAAUAAUGGAAAAUGUAUUUAAUGUGAUUAAACAUGUGCUUUAUGCGGAGAUAAAGGAGUUUGUAGUAAAUGUGUAGAUACAAAUGGAAUAAUAUUUAAUAGUAUUUGUAUUUGUAAGUAAGAUUACUGCCCUGAUGGAAAUAAAGCCUGUCAGAGUCUGGAUUAAAAUAUUAUUUGUUAAUAACCAUUCUAAAUAAAAUGUGGUGAUAGUCAAUAUUUUGAUUACUAAAAUCUUAAUUGUUAAAAUUGCGAUAAAUCCUGUUUAACUUGCAAAAAUUCAUCAAGUUAGUGCAUCUAAUGUGCUAAAGGCUAUUACUAAGAUAAUCCAAAAUAAAAUUCUUGCAUUUAAUGUUCUGAUAAUUGUUUGGAGUGCACAGGUUAAGAUUUAUGCUCCAAAUGUUCUGAUGGUUAUUAUCCAAAUAAUGGAAAAUGCAUUUAAUGUGAUUAAACAUGUGCUUUAUGCGGAGAUAAAGGAGUUUGUAGUAAAUGUGCAGAUACAAACGGAAUAAUAUUUAAUAAUAUUUGCAUUUGUAAGUAAGAUUACUGCCCUGAUGGAAAUAAAAUCUGUCAGAGUCUGGAUUAAAAUAUCGUUUGUUAAUAACCAUACUAAAUAAAAUGUAAUGAAAGUCAAUAUUUUGAUUACUAAAAUCUUAAUUGUUAAAAUUGCGAUAAAUCCUGUUUAACUUGCAAAAAUUCAUCAAGUUAGUGCAUCUAAUGUGCUAAAGGCUAUUACUAAGAUAAUCCAAAAUAAAAUUCUUGCAUUAAAUGUUCUGAUUAAUGUUUGGAGUGCACAGGUUAAGGUUCAUGUUCAAAAUGUGCUGAUGGUUAUUAUCUGAACAAUGGAAAAUGCAGUUAAUGUGAUCCAACAUGUUCUUUAUGUGGAGAUAAUGGAGUUUGUAGUUAAUGUGUAGAUACAAAUGGAAUAAUAUUUAACAAUGUUUGCAUUUGUAAAUAAGACUACUGCCCUGAUGGAAAUAAAAUCUGUCAGAGUCUGGAUUAAAAUAUUAUCUGUUAAUAACCAAAAUAACCUUCUUGCAUUUAAUGUACUGAUAAUUGUUUGGAGUGCACAGGUUAAAAUUUAUGCUCCAAAUGCACUGAUGGUUAUUAUCUGAACAAUGGAAAAUGCAUUUAAUGUGAUCCAACUUGUGCUUUAUGUGGCGAUAAUGGAGUUUGUAGUAAAUGUGUAGAUACAAACGGAAUAAUAUUUAACAAUAUUUGCAUUUGUAAGUAAGAUUACUGCCCUGAUUUAAAUAAUGUCUGUUAGAGUCUAGAUUAAAAUAUUAUUUGUUAAAAACCAAAUUAAAUAAAAUGUAGUGAAAGACAAUAUUUCGAUUAUUAAAAUCUUAAUUGUCAAGAUUGUGAUAAGUCUUGCUUAGCUUGUAAAAGCUCAUCAAAAUAAUGCAUAACAUGUGCUUCAGGAUAUUAUAGUAGUGAUAAUUCAAGCUGUUUAUAGUGUCAUUAAUCUUGUUAGGAAUGCACUGGAAAUGGAAUCAAUAACUGCAAUUAAUGUCAAAGUGAAAGAUUCUUAUAUUCUGGAUAUUGUAUUUGUAAUUAAGGUACAUGUGAAGAUUAGGAUACUUUUUAAUGUAAAUAAAGCUAAAACGUUUGCAUUUUCCCCUAAAUAAUAAGUUGCUAACCAGGAUAAUUUUUUUAGUAUAUCUAAAAUGAUUAUGGCUGUAAACCAUGUGAUAAUAAUUGCUAAACAUGUAUAUAUUCUUCAUUAUAAUGCACAAGCUGCAAAAUUGGGUUCUAUUUAGAAAACAAUAUUUGCAAGCCUUGUCAUGAAUCUUGUUUGGAAUGCUCAGGACCAAAUAAUAAUUAAUUUAUUGUUGCUAUGGAUAGUGUUUAACAUGCUUUGGAGAUGGAUAUAAUCAAUGUUUAAAUUGGGACAUGUGAAAAUUAAAAUAAGUAGUGUAUAGCAUCUGAUAAUGUUUGUACUUCACCAAGCUUGCUAGUGUGUCUAAAUAAAUAAUACUUUGAUUACGACUUAGGCUAAUGUUAAGAUUGCCAUAACUAUUGUUAAACAUGUAGAGGUAAUACUUCAAACGGUAAGGAUUGUCUCACAUGUAUUGAUGGAAGAUAUAUUAUCAGAAACAAUAUUGGAACAGAUUAAUAAUUAUGUGGACAGUGCGAUUACACUUGCAAAACAUGUAUUAAUUCACCAAACUAUUGUACAUCAUGUGAUGUAAAUUUAAAUAGAAUAGAUCAUUCGAAAUAAGACUAAACAUGCCCAUGCGAUGUGAAUUCAGGAUAUUAUGAAAAUUCUAUUGAUUAAACUUGUGGUAAAUGUGAUCAAACAUGCAAGACGUGCUUUGGCGGAUAAAAUAAUAAUUGUUACACAUGUCCAGAUUUAUUCACAUUUUCUAAUUUUAAGUGCAUUUGUUAAGAUGGAUACUAUCUUGAUCCAAAGACUUUGAAGUGCUUAUAAUGCUAAUACUAGUGUUAAACGUGUAGUGAUUCUUAAAAUUGUUUAUCAUGUGCGAUAGAUAGAUAAUUAAUAAAAGAUACUAACGGAUUUAACUAAUGCUAGUGUAUUCCAGGUUUAUAUGAUGAUUAAAUUUAAAAAAAGUGCACAAAAUGCUAAUAUUCAUGCCAAACUUGCUCUGAUUACAAUACUUGUACAUCAUGCGUAAGAAUGAGAAACCUAUCAGAUUCUUAAUGCCUUUGUCAAGAUGGGUAUUAUGAUAAUCCUUAGACAUAAUAAUGUGAAUAAUGUGAUUUUACAUGCAAAACAUGUGUUGGCCCUGAUAGUAAUUAAUGUAAAUAAUGUCCAAGCAACAGAUAACUUGAUCCCUUGAGCAAAAAGUGUAUUUGUAUAAGCAAUCUAUUUUAUGAAGAUCCUAAAACUAGAGAAUGUAUUAGAUGUCACUACUCUUGCUAAAUAUGCUAACCAAACUCAAGCUAAUGCUUAACUUGUGAUUAGAAUUAAAACAGAUUUUUAGAUACUCAAUCUGGAAACUGUUUGUGUAAUCCUUCAUUUUAUGAAGAUUCCUAAUAAGUGUGUAGAUCUUGCCACUAUUCUUGUCAAACAUGUAAAGGUCCUUUAGCUAGUUAAUGCGCUUCUUGCUCGUUGUAAAAUAAUAGAUAAGCAAUUAUUGAUCCCUAAACUAAAGCAAUGACUUGUAUUUGUAUAGAUGGAUAUUAUGAUUAAUUUAAUUAGCAAAUAUGCUCUUAGAAAUGUCAUAAUACUUGUCAGACAUGCUAUGGACCAGAGUUAUAUUAAUGCACUUCCUGUAAGUCUAAUUUGAGGAAUUUAAAUCAAGGUGUAUGCACUUGCAAAGACGGUUAUUUUAACUUGGUUUAAGCUAAUUAAGAUGAUUAAUGUAUUCCUUGCCAUCAUUCUUGUGCUACAUGCUUUGGGCCAAAAAAAAAUUAAUGCAUUACAUGCACUGUUGAAAACUAUAGAAUAACUUAGCCUUUUGCAAAUACUUGUCCUUGCUUGGAUGGGUAUGUAGAUGAGGGUGAAGAUGAUCCAAGCUUGAAUAAUUAGUGUGUAUAGUGUGAUCACUCUUGUAAAACAUGUUAAAUUAAAAAAGAUAGAUGCACAUUAUGCUAUGACCCAAAAUUGUACUACAGAUAUGAUUAAUCUUAAAAUUACUAAUGCCCGUGCUUUAAAGGAUAUUUCGAUAAUGGGAAUACGUAAUGUUAAUAAUGUUCCAUAACUUGCGAUGAAUGCAUAGGAACUUCUAAUAAUUGUAUUAACUCUUGCAACCCAAAUGAUUUUAGAGUUUUAGUUAACAAUGCAUGUGUAUGUAUGUAAGGUUACUAUGAAGUGUAUGAAUUGAAUGGGAGUCCUAAAAAAUAGUGCUCUCCCUGUAGCUAUACAUGUUUAGGAUGUGUCAAUAAUAGUUCUAAAUGUACUUCAUGCCAAUUAAGCAAUACAUUCAGAGUUGACUAAAUAAAUUAAAACUUAUGUCCAUGUUAAGAUGGAUACUAUGACUCUGGAUAAACAGUAUGUUCAAAAUGCAAUUAUACAUGCAGUAAAUGCUUGAAUUCAAGUAAUUGUACUUAAUGUGCAUUAAAUAGUUAUCGUGUUUAAACAAUUGAUCCUAAUUAAUAAAAUGAAUUUAUUUGUCCUUGCUAAACUGGAUAUUAUGACAGUGGCACAAAUAAUCCUCUUUGUGCAUAAUGUCUUCCUUCUUGCUAUACAUGUUCAAAUAAUACAUCAUGCGACUCUUGUUACGCUAAUUAAUGCUCUCAGAAUCCGAAUGACCCAGCAUGCAAUCUAUAAAAUUAAUUUAGAAUUAUUUUUGUAGACCCAGCAAGCGGAAUUAAAAAGUGCAUAUGUUAAAGAGGGUAUUAUGAGGAUUAAAUAACAAAGCAAUGCUUAAAAUGCAAUCCUGAAUGUGAAGAGUGUUCAAGUAAAAGUGAUUGUAUUGAUUGUAACACAGCCAAAACUCACAGGACAGUUUAAAAUUAAUAAUGUCUAUGCUAGAAUGGAUAUUAUGAAGUUCCUAAUUAAAUAAAUUGUGAAUAAUGUGAUGCUACAUGUGUCACUUGUACUUCUAAAAACGUAUGCUCACUUUGUGACGGAAUAAUUUAGAAUAGGCAACUUGAUGCUCCAAAUAAAAAAUGUGUGUGCAAACCCUAUUUUUAUGAAGUUUUGGAUUCUCCUAAUUGCUAAGCAUGUGAUUAUUCUUGUGGUUCAUGCAAUGGAGCUUUAAAUAAUAAUUGCUAAUCAUGUGAUGAUUCAGAUAUGAGAUAGCUAAUAAAUGGAUAAUGCGUUUGCAAAGAAGGAUAUUUUGAUGAUGGAACAAAAUAGUGCAAAAAAUGCGAUUACACUUGUAAAGCCUGUUUAGGGAGUAAAACAUCUUGCACAAAAUGCGAUUCUGGAGCUUAUAGAUACCCAAGUGACUCUAAUUUAUCUGUUUUUAAAUGUUUGUGUUAAAGUGGAUAUUAUGAUGAUGGAUUCGAUACUUAAUGUUAAUAAUGCUAUGAUUAAAAUUAAUAUUGUCAAACUUGCGUUGCAAACUAGUCUGGUCAUGGAUUUAUUUGCACCUCAUGCAAUUAAUCAGAUUAAAGAUAUAUUGAUUAAAAUGGAUAUUGUAAAUGCAAAGAUGGAUGGUACUAAGAUGGAAAUAAUAGAUAAUGCUUAUAAUGCAGUAGUUACUGUAAAACAUGUAUUGAUUAAGGAGAUAAGUGCACUUCAUGCUAUGAAUAAACUUAAUUCAGAAUUUUAAAUCAAAAUUAGUUCUAAUGUAUUUGCUCACAAGGAUAUUUUGAAUCAGGAACUGAAAUUUGUGGAGCAUGUCAUUAUAGUUGCUUAAAUUGUUAAUCAAAUAGUAAGUUUGCUUGCACCUAAUGCCCUGGUUAACUAUUUUAUAGAAGUAGUUAAGUUAACUCUUAGGGAUAAUGCUUGUGUAUAGACUAGUUCUAUGAUGAUGGUUAAAAUAAAUCAUGUGUUUAGUGUGAUUAGUCAUGUAUAGGUUGCUAUGGUCCAGGAAACUCUAAUUGCAAUAGAUGCAAUACCAAUAAUCCAUUAUAGCCUUACUACAGAUAUGGUAUAAGUUGUGUUUCUUAGUGUCCUCAAGGAUUUUUUUAGAACAAAUAGCAGUUUACUUGUGACUAAUGCGAAAAAUAAUGUGAUACAUGCAAAGAUUCAAAAGAUUUUUGCCAAACUUGCUCUCUUUAUAGAAAGGAGCCUCCUAAAUGUGAUUGCAGAGAUGGAUAUUAUGAAAGUGAUUUUUAAUGCAAUAGUUGUAGUCCCCGUUGUUCAAAAUGUGUCUUAAGUGAAAGUUAGUGCACAGAAUGCCCAACUGACAGACUUUUACCUCCGUUGUGUGAAUGUAAAGAGGGUUCUGUUGAGGAUCCAAUUACACUAAAGUGUAUUUAAUAUAAAAUGAAGUGCCCUGUUUUAGAAAAUAUGUUUGAGAUAACAAACUCUAGAGCAUUAUGGUUUUCUUAAAAAUUUGCAUAAAAAAUCUAGUAAAAUUAUGAUAAAUACCUAAUAAAAAGAAGAGUUUUUCCAGUUAUUUCUAUAGACUAAGUUGAUAUUUUAGUGAUUUUGGGAGUUGCCAAGUUUAAUAAUUUAGGAUUAUAUACUUAUAGUAUGAAUGGAUUAGGACAGCUAAUUAGUGUUUUAGAAUAGAAUAUAGACACAAACACAAAUUAAGUAUAAUAAAUGAUAACAAGAAUAGUAACUUGUGAUUCAGAUAUUAUAUUAACUGUAAGCGAUGACAUGGUUAAGCUUUGGAUUAUAACUAUGGGCAAGUAGUAUACUAUUAUUGAUAUUGAUCAAGCUCAGUAAGAAUAGCUUUUUGAGGCUCAAAAUUUGGAGUGCUUUAUUUCAUAUGAAUACAAUUUAGGUGAUGUAAUUUCAAAAUAAUAUCCUACUUAUUCUUCUCUUUAUAGUGAUGGCACUAAAGAUGAAUAACCUAAUGUUAAAAUUUUAAACCUAAUUUACCAAUAGAAAUAAACAAAUACUAUAAGAGCUCUUUACAUAAGAGGAGUUAAUAAUAUCUUUUAAAGUGUGUAAAAAUCAGAAAUAAUAAAUUAAAGCAGUUAGUUACCACAAUUUAAUUUAUUUGACAUAGAUAUUUUACACUUAAGUGUUGAUGCUAAAGCUAUAAUCUUAAAUGAUAAAAAUUUCUAAUACAUAUAUUAAAGACUUAACAGCUUAGCUUUUGAUUCAGAUAUAGGUAAUUGGUAAUUAAUAUCCAAAAAAAGCAUAACUAAUGAUUUAGGAAUUGAUAGUUCUUGGAACUUAAUAUAAAUUUAUAAAUUAGAUUCCUUAGUAUAUUCAAAUGGCAUAUAAAUAAAAUCAAUUAAAUUAUCGAGUUUAAUUUCUUAAAAUUAAAAUGAUCCAAUUUAAAUCAUAUAUUCAUAGUAAGUUAGUUAGGAUAUCUUUAACUUUAGUUAAUAUUUGUAAAUAGAUGAUAAUAGAGCUAUCAUUUUAGUUAACAAACCAGUGAGUGUAUCUUCUUAGCUAAAUAUAUGGGAUCUUAACUAAAAUAAAAUUGUUAAUUAAGUUGUUUAAACAGAUCCAUAAAUUUCAUGUAAAUUUCACAUGCUUUUGUAAAGCAGUUAAAAUAGCUAGAGUUUUGUAGGAGUUUCUCUUUUUUUAGAAGAUGACCCUGAUUAGUAAAAUUAGAAUUUAGCUACCAGAAAUAAAUGUUAAAGUCUAUUUCAGAUUAUGAGUGUUGACUUAAAUAAUAAAAUUACAAGCUAGCUAAGCAAUUCUAUACUGCUAUUUGGAGGAUUAAGAAGUAUUUUACAAGAAUCUAAAUUCUCUAAAUUUGAUAGCAAUAUUUUAAUUCUAGCAAGCUAUUACUACACAAAUUAUCAACAAACAACUACUUUUUUUAUUAACAUAUAGGAGUGGAAUAUAGAAAAUAACGCAAUUCAAAAUAAUUAUCUACCAGUUUAAUGCGAAGAUACAUCUAAAUAUGCCUUAUAUUAAGUUUCUGACGAUAGUAAACUAAUAGUAUGCUCUGUAUAAAAAGAGUUAAUAAUAUAAUACCAAACUUUAAAUUAAGAUGGAAGCGUUAAUAAGCAGAUCAUAACUCCUAACAUUGUUUAGGAUUUUAUAAAUAUAUAGCAUUUGGCAGGCACUAAGUAUAUUGUUUUUUAUUCUCAAACAUAAAUAGAAUUGAUGGAUUUAACUUAGUUAAAUAAUUCACUUUAAUUAAUAUAAGAUAAAGAUUUAUUAAAUUUACGUCCCCUCGUAAUUAGAUCCAUCUAGCCUAUCAAAGAUUCAGAUAACCCUAGCUAAAUUGCUUUAAUGGUAGUUAUAUCUACAAGACUGGUAUACUUUUCAUUAUAAAAUAACUCUGAUGAUAAAAGAAUAAUAGUUUUAGAUCCCUAUAAUGGAGAUAAAACUAUAGAUCCUAUUUAUACUAAAUUUGAUUAGAUAAAAUAUGUUAAGCAAUAUGACAUAUUAGUUCAUUACUUUGCAUAAUAUAGUAUAUUGAAUAUUGUUAGAUAUAAUAUAUCUCUAAAGUUCUACUAGAUCGAUUCUAUUACAUACGAUAUUGAUUCUGCAGUUGAUACAACUAAAGUUUUCUCAGAUUCUCAAAAUCAAUAUACUUUCAUUGCAAUUCAAGAUAAUUUAAAAAAGAAACUAAUGUCUUGUAAUUUACAGUAUAAUUCAGGAUAUAGAUGUGAUUGGACCAUACAUUAUUAUAAUACUUAUAAUUCCCUAUCAGGCUUUGAUUUGAAUUUUGAUAUAAGGUCUAUUCUUAUUUGGGAUACUAAUUUAUUAAACUCUGUAACAUUUGCUUAUCAAAAAUCAGAUAAUGCUAAUACGAAGCUUAUUUGCACACAUACAUACAAUAUUAUUAAUACUAAUCUAGAUAAAUAAUCAGGAUUUAUUUCAACAAAACCUUCUUUAGCUUAUAUAAUGAAAAGACUUUAUGAAUUUUAAUUUAGUGUAAAUUAUCCAAAAGAAAUUUAUUUCAUGCUUGAUCCUAAUAAUUAAUAUGAUGGAACGUUUUUAAGAUGGAUUUAAUAUAUCCCUAUUAAGCAAAUAAUUAUUUAAAAUUCUCAAAUUUAAGGUGUAGAUUAUUCUAAUUAGAUAGAUAAAGAAAACACAAGCUACCCUAUUGUAGUGAUAACUCAAUCAACAUAAAUUUUGUUAAAUUCGGGAUAUAUUUCUUCUAUUUAAUUUGUUUCAAUUUAAUUAAAGAUUUAGGCCAAAUUUGGGCCUUAAAUACCUGCUAUCACAAAGUAAAGGUAUGUUGUAGCUAAUCAUAAUAUCUUAUAUAUCAAAGAUUAAUUAAAUUAGAUUAACCUUUAGCUUAUUGAUUCAUCACUAAAUAUUGAUAAUACAUUAUAAAAUUAGAAUGGCUUACCUUAAGUCUCUUAAAUUUAAUUCUUUUUUGAUGGGAUAAAUAAUUUGAUAUUCAACUCAUUAGUGAUAGAUAAUAUGGUAGCCUAAAUGUAAGAAAACUAUUCAAUUAUUCGUAUAUUUAAUGUUUAAAAAUUCUAAAUAACCAAUUCAUCUCUAACAAAUAUUGUUUUGAGCUAAGUUUAUCUUUUGUCAAUAGAAAAUACAAAUUCUUUAUUGAGUAAUUUAACAAUAUUUAAUUUAAAUAUGACUGCAAUAAAUAAUGAUAUUACUUUAGGAAAAAAUAAUAGUACCACAAUUUUAAGGAAUAUUUAAAGUAAAGAGUCUGAUGAUAAUUUAAUUAUUUAAGAUUAAUAAUAAAUUCAAUAUUUUAUUGAUAAUCAGUACUAAUAUCUAAUUCCUAGUGUUAAAGCAAAUUUAAAUGAAAAUUAUAGAAAAUUAAAAUCAACAACUCCAAAUAUUAAUAACACUAACUUGCUAUUGAAGAAACCAAGCUGGUAUACAUCACCAAUCGUAGCAUAAUAAAAAACACAGCUUUAGAUUAAUUAAAUGAAUGCAACAAAUGUUAAUUGUAGCAAUCUAUGUUUUGGUGGACUGCUUUUAAAUUUAUUUUCAAAUAUAACAGUUUAGCAAUCAAAUUUUACAAAUAUUCAUUCUUUCUUAGGAGGUGCGAUAGGAGCAACAAACUCAUUUUAGAUUUUGACAAUUAAAAAAACUAAUUUUAAUUAAUGCAAAGCAGACUGGGUAGGAGGAACUAUCUACUUAGAUGACUCUUAAACUGAAGAAGAAGGAAAACUUUAUACCCCAUAAUUUUACCUUUAAAAUGUUAAUUUUACAGGAUCAUCAGCUAUAUAAGGAGGUGCCCUCUUUUUAGUAGAUAGCACAAGUAUGUAAAACAUAUAUACUAAGGUAUCAAAUAUUGCUUUUGUGAAUAACACUGCUGAGUAUGGUGCUUGUUUGAGAUAUUAAGGGACAUCAAGCUAAUCUAUUCAACAAUUCUUAGCCAACUCAAUUUUUAUAAAUAAUAAAGCAAUUAAUAAUGGAGAUAAAUUACUGUCAUAUCCUUCAUAUUUAGUGAUGAGAUUGGAUAAUUCCACAUAUUAUUGUUCUGAUUAAAAAACUUCCUGCAUAAUUCAAGAUAUAAAAAGCGGGGAUAAAUAUCCUGGAAUAAUUUACUUUUAUGCUGUAACUGAAAAUCUUGAUAUAAUUAACUUGCAAAGUCUCUAUUAAGCAAACGAUUAAAGCAAUAUAAUAAAUUAUACUGUAACUCUUGUUGGCAGUGACAAAGUUGAUAUCACUGGAAAAGACACUGCCAGCUAUGAUCCUAAAACUAAUAGCUUUUAAUUUGAUGAAUUGAUUUUAACUUCUUUACCAAAUACCACUUAAGCAGUCACAGUUACAACAAAUGCAAUAUAAGUUGCAUAGAAUGGUCAAUAUUCAUAUUCUUAUUCAUUUACGCUUUAUCUGAAUUUUAGAGGUUGUCUAGAAGGUGAGAUUUACUAAUCUUAGGCUUUAUCUAAUUUGUAUAGUUGCUAUACUUGUAAAGAAGGUUAUUACAGUCUUGUUUAACCAUAAAAAGGUGUAACAAGUUGUAUUCCCUGCCCUAUUGAUGGUGGUGUUGUUUGCUAAGGAGGUAAUACUAUAUAAGUAAAUUAGGGGUAUUGGAGAAGCUAAAAUGUAUUAGAAUUAGAGUAUAGUUAAUGUAAAAUAAACCCACAAGCUUGCAUAGGAGGUUAUUCAUAUGGAAAUUAAUUAUGCUAAAUUGGAUAUAUUGGUCCUUAAUGCGAAACAUGUGAUGAUUCAUAGACUAUGUCCAGAAUAUCGACUUAAUUUGACAUUUACAUCCUUAUUAAUACUCUCAUAUAUUUUAUACUCGAUAAUUUUAGUCUUCAUUUUAAUGCACUCAAUGUUAAAAAAAAUAUUAAUAAGGAAUAUCCAUCAAACGAUGAAUAAAUUUAUAAAGCUAAACUAAAAAUUGAAUAAGGUGAUGAGGUUUCAAACUGUAUUAAAAUCAUCCUACAUCACUUCUAAAUUAUGAUUGUAAUCAAGUCAUUUGAUUUUUAUUUCCCUAAGUUUUUAGAGGAUGCAAUCUCAAUAUCAGGCUCUCCACCUGACACAAUGAUUUAAUCAUUUUCUUGUUUGCUUUAUCCUUUAUCAAAAAGUUUAGGUAUAUCAAAUGCUUACUCAAAAGUUCUGGCUAUGUUUUUACUUUACAUAUUUGUUAAUUUAAUAAUGUAUUACUUCUCAAUUAAAGUUUUUAGAAAUAAUUAGAAGAGGUAGCUUUACUUUAACAGCACAAGCAUGUUAGUGAACUUAAAUCUAUUUUAGCCUACCUUGUUUUUAAUAUCAAUUGAUCUUAUAACAUGUAGAUAAAUUAUAAAUGGUUAAUACUUAAAAGGUGAUCUUAGAGUAGAAUGUAACAGUUCUACAUACUAAAAAGGAAUUUUCAUAGUUAUUCCUAUUAUGGUUAUUAUGAACUUAAUAUUGCCAUUUUUCAUUUAUUAUAGAAUAAAUUAUCAUAAGAAAAUUGGUUAGCAUCAUUAAUACUCUUAUCAAAUUGGCCACUAUAAGAAAAUUACAUUUUAUUGGGAAUUAGUGAAAUCUAUCAUGAAGCUUCUUAUUUACACAUGUGCAUCUGUUUUCUAUGAUUACCCUACUAACAGAGCAGUAUUUAUAAUAUUUGUUCUUAUAGUAUAUUUCUUACUUUAAAAUCGUAUGAGCCCAUAUAGAGUAGAAAUGAUGGGUAGAAUGGAUAAUGAAAGUACUAUAAUAGGAUGGAUUUCAUUGUUGAUGGUUAUACUUAUAGUUGAAAAUAGAAAUUAAUAUUAUACAACUAUAGUAUCCUUUUCUGUACUGAUUGCAGUAAAUGUUGCAUUUUUCAUUCUAGUAUUAGCAAGAUUGAUCAAAAGUUCUUACUUUUUUAGAAAUUUUAUGGUGAGGGCAAGGCUUACAUUUACAAGAAUUAAAAUUUUUAAAAAGUUAAUACCUAAGUAAUUGUUAAGGAAAAUAUAUGUUGAUUACCUAUGUUAACGUAUUUAACUUAAAAUGCAAAAAGAAAGUAGGGCUCGCUCUAUAGCCAAUAGCCUUCUAGGGUUCUCAAAUAUAAGCAAAUAAUCCAAAUAAAAAUAUAUUAUACAAGCUUAAAAGCCAUCAGUCAUAAGCUAUUCAAUAGACACAACCUAUUCAUAAAAUGUAUCAUAAAAUAUGAAAUAAUGUUUAAUAGAGCUUGAAGAUUUAUCAACAAAUACUAAUUAAAAUAUAAUGACAGAAAAUGAUUUGAAUCAAUAGCCAAAUAAUUCGAUAAGCUUAUAAAUUAAUGAAACUUAACCUCAAUAAGUUAUAUAAAUAUAAUCCUAAAAUAGCUAAAAAUAUAUUGAAGUUAGAAAUUUAAAUAUUGUAAAUUAAAGUGAAUAGAACCAAGAAAUUUAAGAUCAAUAAGAUGUUUUCAAUUAAUUUAGUUUAUCUAAUAGACUUGAAAGAAAUGAAAUAUAAAUAGAAAAACCUUCUUACAGAGAUAGCGAGUAUAUAGCUAGAGCAGAAAUUCUUUCUUUUGAUUCACUAAAUGAAAACAUGAGUGCUGAUAUAGAAGCAAAUAGAAAAUCAUCAGUUUCUUCUAAAUCUAAAUCGUUUUCUCCUUUAAUUGAGGGUUUUAACAAAUCGUUCCCCUUUAUAUAGAAUUAAGUAAGCUUAGAUUUAGCUAUAAAAAAUAAAAAAAUAAUCAAAUAUAAUCCAUCUUCUGAUUAAGUUGAUUAAAAACCAAUUUAAUUAAUAGAACUAACAAAUAUAGAUAAAAUUGAUGAUAAAGAUGGAAUUUAAAAUUUGGCUAAACUUUAAUAAAGUUAAGUUAGAAAACACAAAAGGUCAUUUAGUCAAAAUUCAAUUUCAGAAGAUAACUCAGGAAAAUAUAUUAUUUAAAAUUAAAAUCAAAUUUAGAAUAAUUAGUAAGAUUAAAAGAACUCUAAAAUUAACUCUUCAAACGAUAUUGAGAUUUCAUAAAAGAAUAAAAAAAUAAAAUCAAAAAAAAAUAAAAAUUUAAUUGAAAAAAUCAAAGAUGAAAAAGGGGAAAAUAAAGACUUUUAAUGCACAACAGGGAUGAUUGAUAAUGAUUAAUUAUGA